CACAGGGGCAGCUUGGGAGGAAAGGCAGCCGGCUGCCGCCUUCUUGGUCUCCGGUCCCAGACUAACCCACUGGUGGACGUAACUGCCUUCCCUUUCUCCACCCACUCCAAAAGUUCUACUUCUGUCUGUAGCAGCGCAUGUACUCUUGUGGUUGAGCUGGAUGGAACACGCAAAGGCAGAGCACCGAGACUCAGUCCACUUAUUGGGCUAAUAAUUGAAUAAUCCCCCCUAUUUCUUGGUAGUCCCUUUCCAGCCACGCUCCUACUUAAUCCUCGCUGCUACACUGUGGGGUAGAACAUGCAAAAAUGGGGAAAAUGUAGCAUUAGCCAUGAGUUUGCUGAGACGACUGUAGAAGUCAUAUAGUCCAUCCCCCACAUUUUAUAAAUGAGGAAACUGAACUUCAGAGAAGGUGAAGUAAUUUUGCCCACAGUCACGAGCUAGUUAGUGUUGGAUCUGGGACGCCAACCGGCCUCCUGCCGCCUCCUCUGCUUCUCCUCCAUUAUUCCACAAUGCUACCCCCCUGAAAGCAGGGCAAGUUUACUUCAUGGAAGAGCUGCCGUCACUGCAGAAAUCCCCAGGAUAACAAACCUGAAGUGUACAACCAGAGCGAAUCUUUCUCAGAUUUCAUCAAGUUUUGAAUGAUUGCGACAUAAUGACAGCAGAGGAUUCCACUACAGCAAUGAGCAACGAUUCCACCAACAUGUCAGCGGCCAAAGUUCCUGAAGGUAUUGCCGGGGCCCCCAACGAGGCCGCCCUCCUAGCCCUCAUGGAACGUACGGGUUAUAGUAUGAUACAGGAGAACGGGCAGCGCAAGUACGGCGGUCCUCCCCCAGGUUGGGAAGGGCUCCACCCCCCACGCGGCUGCGAGGUCUUUGUGGGUAAGAUUCCCCGAGAUGUGUAUGAAGACGAGCUGGUUCCAGUGUUUGAGUCGGUUGGGCGUAUCUAUGAGAUGCGGUUGAUGAUGGACUUUGACGGGAAGAACCGCGGCUACGCUUUUGUGAUGUACACUCACAAGCACGAAGCUAAGCGUGCCGUGAGGGAACUGAACAAUUAUGAAAUCAGACCGGGCCGACUUCUGGGAGUCUGCUGCAGUGUGGAUAACUGCCGGCUCUUCAUCGGGGGCAUCCCCAAGAUGAAAAAGAGAGAGGAGAUCCUGGAGGAGAUCUCCAAAGUGACUGAAGGGGUGCUCGAUGUGAUUGUGUAUGCAAGUGCCGCCGAUAAGAUGAAGAACAGAGGGUUUGCCUUUGUGGAGUACGAGAGCCACAGGGCAGCGGCUAUGGCCAGGAGAAAACUCAUGCCGGGAAGAAUCCAGCUCUGGGGACACCAGAUUGCAGUGGACUGGGCCGAGCCCGAGAUAGAUGUGGACGAAGACGUCAUGGAAACCGUUAAGAUUCUGUACGUGAGAAAUCUGAUGAUUGAAACGACCGAGGAGACAAUUAAAAAGAGCUUUGGCCAGUUCAAUCCCGGUUGUGUAGAGCGAGUUAAAAAGAUCCGCGAUUAUGCCUUUGUUCACUUCACCAGCCGGGAUGAUGCCGUCCAUGCUAUGAACAGCCUCAAUGGCACGGAACUUGAAGGCUCGUGUCUUGAAGUUACUUUGGCCAAGCCAGUAGAUAAAGAGCAAUACACACGCUAUCAGAAGGCAGCCAAAGGAAACGUAACUGCGGAAGUGACACCUCAGCAGCCUAACUAUGUUUACUCGUGCGAUCCCUACACGUUGGCCUACUACAGCUAUCCCUACAAUGCUCUGAUUGGACCCAACAGAGAUUACUUUGUGAAAGCAGGGAGCAUAAGAGGCCGAGGGCGAGGUGCAGCUGGCAACAGAGCCCCAGGCCCUAGGGGAUCUUACCUCGGGGGAUACUCUGCCGGCCGUGGCAUAUAUAGCCGAUAUCAUGAAGGGAAAGGAAAGCAGCAAGAAAAAGGAUAUGAACUUGUACCAAAUUUGGAAUUAUCUGCUGUCAAUCCAGUUGCUAUUAAACCCGGUACAGUGGCCAUCCCUGCUAUUGGGGCCCAGUAUUCCAUGUUUCAGGCAACUCCUGCUCCCAAGAUGCUGGAAGAUGGUAAAAUCCAUACAGUGGAACAUAUGAUCAAUCCCAUUGCAGUGCAACCAGACCCAGCCAGUGCUGCUGCUGCCGCCGCCGCCGCUGCUAUCAUACCUGCUGUUUCAACCCCUCCACCUUUCCAGGGCCGCCCAAUCACUCCGGUGUACACGGUGGCUCCAAAUGUCCCGAGAAUCCCCGCGGCUGGGAUCUACGGUGCCAGUUACGUCCCGUUUGCUGCUCCUGCUACAGCCACACUAGCCACACUACAGAAGAACGCCGCGGCUGCAGCUGCGGUUUAUGGGGGUUACGCUGGCUACAUACCUCAGCCAUUCCCUACCGCUACAAUUCAGGUUCCCAUCCAUGAUGUCUACCAGACAUACUGAGAUUUGGGGGAGGGAAGGGUUGUGAAAACAAACAGAAAAACCACUGAAGGAACACUUUACUAUUUAUGAAGAAAGUACCCAUCGCCAAGAACAUGCCUGAACUUUAGUAAAUAUAUCUAGAACCCUGAAAGUGAAGAAUGUUAUCAAAUAUUAAUGUUGAAAUAUUUUAUACAAAUGAAGUCACUAGUUUUUUGUGACUUUUAAAGUGAAUGCUCCUGUAUUCCUACAUUUCUCAGAGAGUUCAACUUGCAAUGCCUUAAUACGAUCUUCUAGUCACAUGUAUGCAAUGGUAUGUUUAUAAAGGUUUUUUUAGCAAUUAUAUUUUCGGUAUGAAGGUUAUUUUCUUAACUUCUGCACUCCAGAGAUGUUUAUUUUGUAGUGCCUUUAAUAAAUAUAUUGACUAUAUAUAUAUUAAGAACAUCCAUGCAGCUAGGUGAUAUUUUGAAAAGAUAUAUUCAAUAUUUAAAGAUACAGAAAAGUAGUGCUUUUAAAAACAUAGACAACCCUGAAUACCUUAUUUAAAAAAAUAAUCCUGGAAAGUGCAAUUUUAAGAUGAGUGAAGCCACUGUGUUGUUGCCGGCCAUUGGGAUGAUGGCGUCAUCUUGGAUACAUUCUCUUUUUGACAAAAAAUGGAAAUGCUCACAUUCUCCUUUAUCGAGGAGGAAGUAGCCUGAGAUUUCUAAGAGAAUUUCUUAGAUUUCGGCCUCUCCCACCGACUGUGCUCUUCCUCAUUUUCCAUUUUCCUUUGUCCUCCAAGACUGGACAAUACUGGACAUUUGGGGAGUGGGUUGUUAGAAACAGAACAGAAAUCGCUGAGUUCUCUAUACUCAACUACUUUUUUGGUAGUAUCUUUUUAUCUGUGCUUUGGUGCAUAUGCUGAAGCAGGAUCUGAUAGAGCUCCCGAGAGAGCGCCUCUAUCUAGCUUCUUCAUUGUCCAGGCCGACAUUGGAUUUCCUUUCCGAUUCUCUUGAAUUUUGUUUUUUUUCUUUCGAAGUUUAAGUUGUAGUGACAGAGAAUGUGCGCUUUAAUUGUAGACAGGGUCCAAAAAGAGUUCUUGUCCGUAGGAGAGUAAUGCUUUAUCCACUUAUGAGUCUGGUGAUCAUGUCUCGUUGCUAAAUUUCUGCUGUAGUUGGGACUAUUAGAAUACUGUGCUUGUAAAACGGGGCUUUCCUCCAUUCACUGUGCACAAGUAACUUCCGCUUCGGUGAACUAAAUUUGGGAGAACACAUCCAGGAAGAGGAGGAGAAACCUGUAGGAGUUUUAAAAGUUUGUAAAUAUCUUCUACUUAGACAUUUUUAAUGUCGUUUUAUUUUGCAAAAAAAGUACAUGGUGUGUGUUUUACCAGAAAAUGAAACCAUUUUAUUUCAAUGUUAUUAAUGAGGUUGUUGGUUUUUUUGUUGUUGUUGUUUUUGUUGCUAUUAGGAAGUAAUUAUAUUAUUGCAGUGUUUUGUGGCCUGUUUAAAGGCUUUUAUUUAGCAGACCGAAUGUAAAAUACAGUAAAAUGUUGAUUCUCACCCACUUUAUGAACUGCAUCCGCUUUGAUUGGAAAACUUAAAGAAGUGAGGUGUGCAAUAGGUAGAGAGUAUGCAGUUAUGUUUUUAUGUCAUUGUGGAUCCAUUCAAUCUCUCCAGCCAUGGGAUUUUUUGCUGGUGGCGGUAUGAAAUUUACAUGUGUGGACAGAGAAGUGGGUCCACUCCCUUAGCAAAUAUUUUUAGAUUUUGUUUAUAAAAAUAUAAAUUAAAAGAUUCCCAAAUGCCUAUUUUCUCAUCUUCUGAUGGGAAGAGUUUUUAUAUAUAAACAAUAUUUAUUUUUAACUAUUCUAUAAAAUUAUUGAGUGCCAGGUUGAAGCCUUUACACGUUCUUGACAUUCUUUUCCAUGAUUUUUAAAACCACACUUAGGGAGUAGAGCAAUUGUGCAAUGUUCUAAAAACAUCUAGAAACCUGCAUCCAAAUCCUAGCCUAUUAGAAUAAAUCAUGUUGUGAGAUUUUUAUGAGGACCAGAUCUUCAUCCUGUAAAACAGUGGAAGAAUCUUUCAUUGGCAAUAGUGGAGGAUUUCUAUAGAAUUUUUUUUAAUAGGAUGAGUCUCUGACACCUUAUUCUUACUGUAUUUUACAUGUGCCUGUAAAAUUAAGUGCAAAAAACAAAAAAAGAAGAAGAAGAGGUUUCUUAUCUUGGCAAAUACCAAACUACCUUAAAACUGAUGUUGGUGACAUAGCCAGUUAGAUAUCAAUGAGCCUCCUGUCUUUGAUCAUCUAUCUGCACCAUCUGUCUGAACCAUCUAUAUUGUUUCAAAACCAUUUCAUGUACACUACUGAGGUAAGUUUAUAACUUGAAAUGUGAAGUUUGGGGAGUUUUUUUUGUGGUUUUUUUUUUUUUUUUUGUCUUGUUUUGUUUUGUUUUUAGGUUAAGAACAAACUCGACCAAAAAGUUUAGUGUGACCUGUUUUUUGAAUGUCGAAGUAGUUUAGUUAUUACCUUUUCUUUGUAUUUUGGAAGCUUUUAAGUUUAUUUAGUUCUUGCUCCUUUUAUAGUUUGUUCUUAGGAUAUAGUCAAUAAAGCAUUCUUUAAAGUAA
Messenger RNA from Antechinus flavipes (yellow-footed antechinus), 4995 nucleotides. RefSeq names its product RNA binding motif protein 47 (gene RBM47). Gene Ontology annotation, cellular component: nucleus. The transcript has 5 exons. Bases 653 to 2422 code for a protein of 589 amino acids. Gene Ontology annotation, molecular function: mRNA binding. The record is from RefSeq and is a predicted model, not a curated record. NCBI's taxonomy places the organism in Eukaryota, Metazoa, Chordata, Mammalia, Dasyuromorphia, Dasyuridae.